UCUGGACGCCGGGGUCCAGGCUGAUGGCUGAUGAUGUCAGGGACUAACAACGUCGCCCAGGCCCGGAAGCUGGUGGAGCAGCUGCGCAUCGAGGCUGGCAUCGAACGCAUCAAGGUCUCCAAAGCCUCUUCAGAACUGAUGAGCUACUGUGAGCAGCAUGCCAGGAACGACCCCUUGCUGGUCGGAGUGCCGGCCUCUGAGAAUCCCUUCAAAGACAAAAAGCCCUGUAUAAUUCUCUAGCGCGCCCGCUCUCAAUGCCUUUCCCCCGUCCCCCAUGUUGUCCAACUUUUACUGUGAGAAGAAUACCCGAAUUCCUUCCUCAUGCUUUGAGUUCUAGAGGAGCAGAAACCUUCGUGAGAGCAGCCGCUGAUGAAGGUGGAGUUUGGGACCCCACCACGGGCAUCUGGGCGUCCAGAUGUUAGCCUCCCCCCCCCCUCCCGUCAAGUAUCCCCGGGGU
Messenger RNA from Peromyscus eremicus (cactus mouse), 457 nucleotides. It is a transcript of the gene Gng7, whose product is annotated as G protein subunit gamma 7. Gene Ontology annotation, biological process: G protein-coupled receptor signaling pathway. Gene Ontology annotation, cellular component: heterotrimeric G-protein complex. The coding region runs from base 31 to 240 and encodes 69 amino acids. Lineage: Eukaryota; Metazoa; Chordata; Mammalia; Rodentia; Cricetidae. The record is from RefSeq and is a predicted model, not a curated record. The transcript has 2 exons. Gene Ontology annotation, molecular function: G-protein beta-subunit binding.